Messenger RNA from Paramecium sonneborni, 1617 nucleotides. NCBI's taxonomy places the organism in Eukaryota, Ciliophora, Oligohymenophorea, Peniculida, Parameciidae. The record is from the annotation of a GenBank genome assembly.
UUUAAAAUAAAAUAUCAUGCUAUCAAGAGUGUCUGGAAGAAUUACAACUAAAGUAAAUAUUUCUUAACUUUGGACUAGUCUCAAUUUAGAUUCACUACUUUGAGAGCCUAAUUACAUGAUUUAAUUUAUAGGGAUGAUAAAUCUUCUGAUCUUUAUAAAUUAGCAGCAGGCUGCCCCAAAACAGCUGUGGGGUAACAAGGAAAUGAGAUUAGAGAAUAAGAGAGAAGAUAUGAAGUAUCCAAACUCUCAAAUGGUAUAACAGUACUUACAGAAUCUGCCUCAUCUCCAUCAAGAGUGGAUGUUGGAAUUCUUUUAGAUUUAGGCACAAGAGAUGAAACAAAUGAAACUUCAGGAUCAUUGUUAUCAAUAAAGAAUACCUAUUAUAAGUCAGUCUUAAACACAAAUGAGACUAUUAAUUAGUAUUGAAGCAUCUAUUAAUUUUAGUGGUGUUAUUCAAUAAUCUGGGGGAGAGUUUGAAAUGGAUUAUGAUUAAGAGAGUGUUUACUUCAAAGCACAUUGUUUGGCUCAUGAUGUUGUUGAUGUCUUCAAAGUGGUCGCUGAUUGCGCACUUGAGCCAAGAUCAGUUGUAGCUGCAAAUGCUGCUAUUGAAAAAAACUAUGGGACACAUAAUUUAGAAAAUAUUAUUAAAAGUAUCAUACAUAUGUUAAUUUUUUUUAGGUGGUGAAGCUUUUAAUGAAGCAAUAUUCAAAACUGCUUUUGGAUUAACUGGUUUGGGAAUGCCAUUAAGAGGAUUUAAAAAUAAUAUUGGUAAUCUAAGUGCAUAUAACAUUUAAAAAUUCUAACUUGAAAAUAUUAACCCAUCCAGAAUCAUAGUAACUGGUGCAGGUAUUUACAACCAUUCAGAGUUUGUAAGUCUCGCUUAGGAUACUCUUAGUUUUAUUUCUGCUGGAUAAAGCACAAAAACAAGAACCUAAACUUAAUAUAUUGGUGGGGAGGUUAGAAAUUUAACGGAUGAUAAUGAAAUUGCUAUUGGUUUAUUAUUUCCUUCUGCAAACUGGAGUAGCUCAUAAGCAGCAGUAUUUUAAGUAUUAAAUGCUCUUUUGGGAUAAACAGGCAGUUCCCAAUCAAGAUUAUAAAGAAAUAGUAAUCAAUUUAAUUAAUAUUAUAGUUUUAAAUAAAAACUCUUAUGCUGAUGUUGUAGAAAGUUUAAACUUUACUUUUUCUGAUGCUGGUUUGUUUGGAGUUAAAGUCAUUGGAUCAGCUGAUAAAGGAUCAGAAUUACUUCUUAGCGUUUUGAAUGAAUUAAAAUCUUUAACUGGAUCAAUUUCAAAUUCAGAAUUGACUAGAGCCAAAUAAAUUUUAAAAACUUAACUUUUUUUUGCUCUUGAAAGAACUGCUGAUAGAUUAGAGGAAGCUGCCAAAAAUGUAAAUUUAAAAUUCUUGCUUUUAGUUAAAAAUUUUCAAAGCAAUAAAACUUAAUGAAUAUGCUUCUUACAUUGAUGCAGUCACAUCUGAUUAAGUUAAUAAAGCUGUUAUAGAUUUAUUAAAGACCAGACCAUCAUUAGUUGCAGAGGGCGGGUUAGCCAAUAGAUUACCAACAUAUGACUAACUGUUGAAUCAAUUAAAAUGAUUCUGUUAUAUAAAAUUAUACAUUCA